GGAUCUUUGGCCCAGCCCUGCCUGGAGCUGCUGGAAGGAAGACUGGCAGAGAGGGGCCGUUGGGGGCGCACGGAGCCCGCACGAGUCGAGGAGCGGGCGGCAGGGUGGGGAAAGGCCGAGGAGUCUGCGGCCCCAGGGAGGCUGGGGGUUGAAGUUUCGGCAGAGGGUCACCAGAGACCUCUCGAUUGCCCAUUCAAGCCUGCCCACUUUCUUUGGUGGUCCGACCCAUCAUCUUUACUGCCCCGGGGGAAAGCCUUGUGAUGAUGGCAUCUUGGGAAGGACCAAAAGGAAAAUGACAUUUCUCGAAAGACCUCUUGCACUGCCUCUUUAAAAUGACUCAUUUCGGGGCGGAGGAGACGGUCCGACGAAAUACCCAACUACACCGAGGAAGGAAGUAGUUUUGCCCCUAUAAAACAUGGCGAAAGCAUUCUCGUCUCCAAGGGAACAUCACGCAAUGAGCUCAAGCGAUGGGAUUAUUCUGCGCACGCGCUUAAGCGCACGCCACCGGAAAUGAUGGCGUCUCUACCACAGAGGGUGAUUUAGUACGCGUGCGCAUUAGGCUUUUCGGGCAGCUGUUGUGUGGAAAUGGUGGAGAAGAAAACUUCGGUUCGCUCCCAGGACCCUGGACAGCGGCGGGUGCUGGACCGGGCAGCCCGGCAGCGUCGCAUCAACAGGCAGCUUGAGGCCUUGGAGAAUGACAACUUCCAGGACGAUCCCCAUGCAGGACUCCCACAGCUUGGCAAAAGGCUGCCUCAGUUUGAUGAUGAUGCAGACACUGGCAAGAAAAAGAAGAAAACCCGUGGUGAUCAUUUUAAACUUCGCUUUCGAAAAAAUUUUCAGGCCUUGCUGGAGGAGCAGAACCUGAGUGUGGCCGAGGGACCCAACUACCUGACAGCCUGUGCGGGACCCCCGUCCCGGCCCCAGCGCCCUUUCUGUGCUGUCUGUGGCUUCCCCUCCCCCUAUACCUGCGUCAGCUGUGGUGCCCGGUACUGCACUGUUCGCUGUCUUGGCACGCACCAGGAGACCAGGUGCCUGAAGUGGACUGUGUGAGCCUGGGCAUCCCCGGAGAGGAAGGCCCUCCGUGCAUCACUCCAGCCUCAGAGAGGUCAUCACCAAAACACGAGGCACUCCUCUGGACAGACAGGGCCAUUCGCUUGCCCAACAAAGCUGUGUCUUACCUACCAAGGAAGACCGGUCUCAGCUCCAGGGACUGUGUGGCGGGGAAGUGGGCCAGGCCUGCAGAGUGCUGUUGUAAUAAAAGAUCUCAUGCGAGGA
Molecule: messenger RNA, 1275 nt
Organism: Manis javanica (Malayan pangolin)
Lineage: Eukaryota; Metazoa; Chordata; Mammalia; Pholidota; Manidae
Gene: ZNHIT1
Product: zinc finger HIT-type containing 1
Biological process (GO): chromatin remodeling
Source: RefSeq, a predicted model, not a curated record